UGCAGUUGAAAUUACUUGGGAGAGGAGGUUGAAUCCAUUGAUUUUAGGACGAUGUAACCCAAGUCUGCGAGGAUACGGUGACAAUUUGAAUGAGAAUCCCCUUCAGUUUGUGCAUAAACAUCGUAAGAAGGGCUUAUGUGCUCCUCGCCGCUUGAUUUCCGACUCGGGGUGCUCAGUGUUGUCGGGGUACAGUCAGUUUCAGCUGCACUGCAUCAACAUGGGUGUGAUCGGUGUGCAGCUGGUGGUUACCAUGGUAAUGGCCAGUGUAAUUCAGAAAAUCAUACCUCAUUAUUCCUUCGCAAGAUGGCUACUCUGCAGUGGCAGUCUGCGGUGGUAUCAGCACCCUACGGAAGAUGAGUUGAGGAGCUUAGCUGGGAAACAAAAAGGACAGAAGAAGAAAGACAGGAAGCACAACGGUCACCUAGACAAUAAGCUACUAACAGUUCCCAAGGACAUCGACUUACAGCUGGAGACGAAAUGCAUCACAGAGGUCGACACGUUAGCGUUGCACUACUUCCCAGAGUUCCAGUGGCUGGUGGAUUUCACCGUGGCGGCGACUGUGGUCUACCUGAUAACAGAACUGUACUACAGCGUGGCUCAGCCCUCGGGAGAGAUGAACAUCAGCGUAGUCUGGAGCCUGCUAGUGCUUGCUUUUGUCCUUAAGACUCUUUUCUCUCUAACGGCCCACUACUUCAAGCUGGAGGAAGGAGGGGAGCGUUCACUCUGCAUUACUUUUGCUUUCUUCUUUUUUGUCAAAGCCAUGGCCAUUCUCAUUGUCACUGAAAACUACCUGGAGUUCGGUCUUGAAACAGGUUUCACAAACUUCUCCGACAGUGCUCUAGAGUUUCUGCAUCACCAGGGCUUGGAGUCCCAGGGUCCCAUAUCUAAACUCACCUUCAAGCUGAUCCUGGCCCUGCUCUGCUCCCUGAUUGGAGCAUUUCUAACUUUCCCUGGUCUACGAUUGGCCCAGAUGCACCUAGAUGCACUCAAUCUGACCACAGCCAAAUUUACACAGACUCUGCUUCAUAUCAACUUCUUGUCCCCUCUUAUCAUGGUCCUGCUGUGGGUGAGGCCCAUCACCAAGGACUACCUUAUAAACCCCACUCUGGAAAAGGAGAAUGUGCCUUUGAUGACGGAGGACACGUAUGAUACGUUGCGGUUGUGGGCCAUCAUACUGAUGUGUAUGCUCCGACUCGCCAUGAUGAGACAUCAUUUACAGGCGUACCUCAACCUGGCCCAGAAGGGUGUGGACCAGAUGAAGAAGGAGGCGGGACGCAUAAGUACCGUUGACCUGCAGAAGAUGGUUGCACGUGUUUUUUACUACUUGUGUGUAAUCGCACUACAGUAUGUGGCACCGCUGGUGAUGCUGCUGCAUACAACUUUGCUGCUAAAAACCUUAGGUGGACACUCCUGGUGGGUCUACCCUACAGAAGACCUGCCUUGCAUCUAUGAAAUGAACUCUGACUCUGUGAUGGGGGCGGUACCAAUAGCAGCCCCUCCACCAGUGGUAGAAACAGGAGCCCAGGGGUCGGUAGCCCAGCUGUCAGUGGCCCUGGGAGGCCUGCGGACUGUCUUCAGCCCCAUGUUUUUCCGUGGCCUCUUCUCCUUCUUCACUUGGUGGAUUGCUGCCUGCCUCUUCUCCACCUCCCUCUUCGGUCUUUUCUACCAUCAGUAUCUCAUGGCGGCAUAACACCCACCCUGUGUCGGACCUGAUCAGAAAGGACUGAGUAGGAAAACAGAGGCCUAAUGAUGACACAAAUCCGACUUUCCCUUCCUCCCUUCCUCUGACCAACUAAACCCUGACUGACCAUAUCUUCAGAGCUCCUGGUUCAACUUCCAGUGCUUCCUCCACAGAUGACUCUGUGAACUCUUGUCAUUGUUUUUAAUACACAACCAUUUCCUUUUUUAUUUGGAGCGCAAGGUUUCUAAACCCCUAACAGACUAAAAUGUGAGUUAGAAGAAUAUUAUUGUGUCAUUUGGUGUAUUGCCAUAGUAAUGAGAAAUUGGUCCAUGCUGUGUGACAUUCUAAUCAUGUGAGGUAAAGUAAUACAUCUCAGAAGCUGAUUACAAUUAAUUUAAACAGUGUUUAGCAUUUCCACUCAGUUCGACCAGUGUCAGGAGAGAGUUUAAUAAUGUUCUUUUCACAACUGAUCUCAUGUAAUACUCUGCAACACUCAGUACAUGCCGUGAGGUUUAUGUUUUAUCGGUUGGUACGUAUGUGCGGGGCCUUGAUUCCAACCUCUCAUUACAGGCCAUAAUGGGGCUUUUUCCCCUCAGUGAUACAACGUGAAGGAGCUUCAUAGAGGUCACAAAUAAUGCGGGAUCUGAGGAGGUUUGUUUGUGACUUCAUUUGAGCCUUAAAAUCACAUUUGAGUUUUUGUAAGUUUUGGGGAAAAACAAUGACUGACUGAUUGUGCCCCGUUUGUCCCUUUUGAUCAAAAAAUUCUAAAUAUGUGCGUUCAAACAAAAUUGCCUGUUUUACUAAAAUGUCUCAAUUUGAUUGCCACGGACCAUAUUAGUGUCGGAAAUAGUCUUAAAAUGUUGCGUCAAGGACCAGCACGCCUCUGUUUGAAGGAGGAGGGAGGGGCGGCCUGUUCUGUUCCCUGAAUGGCUGUCAGCUAAAUGGGGUCAGAGAGUGGACUACUGAAGAAGCUGCAGAGGAGAUGUAAAACUCAUGGGGAGAUUCUUCUCCUUGACUUGAAACUGAUGUAUUUAAGUGUUUAAUCUGCGUCGUAACCUUCUUGGUUUUAACUGAGCCAUUUUAGAGUUUAUGAGAGAAUUUUUUUAACAGCAGAGACGAUUUAAAGGGACAACAGCUCGGAGGGCUCGGCCCAGGUUUGCUCUCGUUUCCAUGUGUCUUGUCUGCGUGUACAGGAUCUCUGCUGUAAUCUAAAAGGGCAUUGUGAUAAAGAUGAGAUGAUAUCGAAUACUGUUGGUGAACUAACGCCUUUAUGUUCUGCUUUCCAUUUGAUCUUUUACCCAUCCUUUGCUUUUUUAACUCAUUUAAGAACAGUUGUUUUUAUUCUUUUUCUAAUGGAUCAAAGUUUGAAUUUUUUGAUUUUUAAUAUGGUGCCAAGUGAGUCCCUGUCCGAACGGCUAUAGAUUUGGUGUCUGCUAGUGUUUCAACCUUUAACUGGACUACAACUCAGCGGCCUUCAUUCUUCUGUAGUUCCAUCUCAAUAAAGAGGGGAAUCACAAGCCCUGGUUUCCAUCGAGACAUAACAGCAUUUACAGUGUCUUUGCCUACUGUACUUCUUUGGUGGGUAAAUGUAUGCACUAAGAGUCACAAAGGGGCUAUGAUUGUCUGGUCCUUCCAGGAAUGUAGGGUACGUGGUGCCAGAUGAAUUACAAUCUUGUGGUUUUCUCGCAUUUACUGUUGUCAUUAUUAUACCAUAGAGCUGUAGUUUAUGAAUUGCAGCUCUAUGGGUUUUGUACAGAACAUAUUUUACAACCUCAAGCAGCACCAUAUCACAUUUUCAGCUCCUGAUGUCGAAAAGUCUUAGUCUUUUUUUUUUUGUGUCCGUUUUAAAAGAUGGGGAAUAUGCACAUAAUGAAUGUAUCAAUCCUGCCUGAUUUCUAGAUUGUUUAUGAGAAUGAUUUAUAUGGUGAGUUGAUUUAACACCCCUGCACUUCCUGAACUCUUUCCUCGUCUACUACCAUCGUUUAAUCUACCUUUUCAAGCUAAAUCUAAUUUAUCCUAAUGAUGAUUUUUAUUGAUUGAUUUAUCUUUGUUUUUCUAUUUAUUACACAUGCUGAGGCCUGUAAACAUUUCUAAUUUUAACAACAAACAUGAUUUUGUUAUGGGGGGGUUUAAAUCAGUUUUUGAAAACGUGUUUGACCAAUCAGUUACAGACUAAUCUUUUCUUUUUAAUUGUCUGGUCCGUUAAGAAGUAGCUGGGAUACUUUCAGAAUUCAGUGGCCUGAUGAGGCGAUGUUUUCUUCUGUUUGUUACCUCUGAAAGUGUUUAUGAUUCAUUGUUGAGUUCACAAAGUAAAUUACACACAUUGUUCUUUCAUGUAUUUAUUUCUGUUUUAGAUUUUUGUCUUAAAUAAAUUAUGUUCUUUA
This is a messenger RNA of Eleginops maclovinus (Patagonian blennie), 4065 nucleotides long. RefSeq names its product transmembrane protein 161B (gene tmem161b). Bases 218 to 1690 code for a protein of 490 amino acids. The record is from RefSeq and is a predicted model, not a curated record. Lineage: Eukaryota; Metazoa; Chordata; Actinopteri; Perciformes; Eleginopidae. The transcript has 12 exons.